This is a messenger RNA of Pollicipes pollicipes, 535 nucleotides long. Its product is annotated as D-glucuronyl C5-epimerase B-like. Gene Ontology annotation, molecular function: heparosan-N-sulfate-glucuronate 5-epimerase activity. The record is from RefSeq and is a predicted model, not a curated record. The coding region runs from base 8 to 526 and encodes 172 amino acids. Gene Ontology annotation, cellular component: Golgi apparatus. Gene Ontology annotation, biological process: heparan sulfate proteoglycan biosynthetic process; carbohydrate metabolic process. The transcript has 3 exons. Lineage: Eukaryota; Metazoa; Arthropoda; Thecostraca; Pollicipedomorpha; Pollicipedidae.
CUCGGCCAUGGCCCAGGGACAGGCCAUGUCACUGCUGACCCGGGCGUACCGCGUGACGGGGGACCGCCGCUACCUGGACGCCGCGCGUCGGGCCGCCGGCCCGUUUUCCGUGGACAGCCGGGAUGGCGGCGUGCGGACCUUGUUCCAGGACAAGUACGUCUGGUACGAGGAGUACCCCACCGUGCCAUCGUCGCUGGUGCUCAACGGCUUCAUCUACUCGCUGAUGGGCCUGUACGACCUGUGGCGGACGGAGGGCGAGGGCGGCGAGGCGGGCCGGCUGUACGCCGCUGGGCUGACAUCACUGCGCGCCCUGCUGCCGCUCUUCGACACCGGCUCCGGCACGCUAUACGACCUGCGCCACGUGACCGGAGGCGGGCCGCCCAACCUGGCGCGCUGGGACUACCACGUGACGCACGUCAACCAGCUGCUGGUGCUGGCCACCAUGGAGCGGGAGCACACGCUGUUCGCCGAGCUGGCCGACCGCUGGACCGCGUACAUGCGCGGCCACCGGGCGGCGCACAACUAGCCGCCGCCG